CACCCUAAAUUCCAUCUCUCUCCUUGGGAAACCUCCGACUCCCAAAACCAAGUGUUCUCUUUUCCAAUAUUUUGCAAUGCCCCCAAUUUUCUCCCCUUUGCUUUCCAAGCAGUUUCCCCCAAAUUCUGAAAUCAAAGGGUUUCUGAAUUUCUGAUAAUCACACUCUCAUACAUAUAUAAUAGCAGACCCAUCUUACUCAUCUCUCACCAAUCACACAACCAAAGACCCUUUUCUCUCAGUUCCCCUGUGACUCACUCUCUUCCUUCACUGCUAAACUCUUCCAAUGGCAACAAAAAAAGUCAAAGCCAUAGGCAUUGACUUGGGCACGACCUACAGCUGCGUUGCAGUGUGGCAACACAACCGCGUCGAGGUCAUUUCCAACGACCAAGGCAAUCGCACCACCCCUUCCUACGUUGCCUUCUCCGACACCCAAAGGUUGUUGGGUGACUCCGCCAUGAACCAGCGAUCCAUGAAUCCGAAAAACACCGUCUUUGACGCCAAACGUUUGAUUGGUCGCCGAUUCUCCGACCAAACCGUUCAGCAAGACAUGAAGAUGUGGCCUUUUAAGGUUGUCCCUGGAAACAAAGACAAGCCCAUGAUCGCGGUCACUUACAAAGGCGAAGAGAAACUCCUUGCCCCAGAAGAGAUAUCUUCCAUGGUUUUGUAUAAGAUGAAGGAAGUUGCCGAAGGGUACUUGGGUCAUUUCAUAAAAGAUGCGGUUAUCACUGUCCCCGCUUACUUCAGCAACGCGCAGAGACAGGCCACGAAGGAUGCGGGGAAAAUCGCGGGUAUGAACGUGUUGAGGAUCAUCAACGAGCCAACCGCUGCUGCUAUUGCUUAUGGGUUGGACAAGAAAGGAUUGAGAGUUGGUGAGCAGAACGUGCUUGUGUUUGAUCUCGGUGGGGGUACUUUUGAUGUUUCCUUGGUUACUAUUUAUGAAGGCAUGUUUAAGGUUAAGGCCAGUGUUGGAGACACUCAUUUGGGUGGUGUGGAUUUUGAUAACAGAUUGGUGAACCAUCUUGUGAAUGUGUUUAGAGAGAAGCACAAGAAGGAUAUUAGUGGGAAUGCGAAAGCUUUGGCGAGGUUAAGGUCGGAGUGCGAGAAAGCAAAGAGGAUUCUGUCUUCGACUUCUCAGACAACGAUUGAGCUUGAUUGUUUAUACGAAGGGCUUGAUCUGUAUGCCCCUGUUACAAGGGCCUUGUUCAACGAACUGAACAAGGACUUGUUCAUGAAGUGUAUGGAUACAGUGGAAAAGUGUCUCCUUGAGGCAAGGAUUGAUAAGAUCCAAGUUCAUGAGAUUAUUCUUGUUGGUGGGUCCACUAGAAUUCCAAAGGUACAACAACUUCUGAAGGACAUGUUCAGUGUCAAUGGUAACACCAAAGAGCUUUGCAAAGGCAUCAACCCUGAUGAAGCUGUGGCGUACGGUGCUGCAGUUCAAGCAGCGAUUUUGAGCGGUGAAGGAGAUAAAAAAGUGGAGGAAUUGUUGUUGCUGGAUGUGAUGCCACUUAGUCUUGGAUUUGAGGGUGCUGGUGGUGUUAUGUCAGUGUUGAUCCCCAAGAACACCAUGAUCCCCACCAAGAAGGAGAGGAUUUGUUCUACCUUCUAUGACAAUCAGAAAUCUUUUAAUGUCAAAGUGUUCGAGGGAGAACGAGUUAAGACAAAGGAUAACUUCUUUCUCGGCAAGUUUGUCCUCAAAGGGUUCGAUCCAUUACCAAAGGGAGUGCCACAAAUCAACGUUAUCUUUGAUGUGGAUGCUGAUGGCAUUGUGGAGGUCACCGCAGAAGAUAAAGCCACAGGAAUAGAAAAGAAGAUCACAAUCAACAACAAGCACGGAAGGCUGAAUCCGGAAGAGAUAAGAAGAAUGGUGAGAGACUCAAAGAAGUACAAGGCAGAGGAUGAGUUGGCAAAGAAGAAGGUGAAGGCGAAGAACGCACUAGAGAAUUACGCUUAUGAGAUGAGGGAGAGAGCAAAGAAGAUUGAAGAGGCAGUGGAGGAAACCAUAGAGUGGCUAGAGUGUAACCAAUUGGCAGAGAUAGGGGAGUUUGAUUACAAGAAGCAGGAGCUAGGAAGGUACCUAAGAGAUGAUCCAAAUUAUAGUAACACCUCAAAUUCUGGUGUUAAGGUUCCUAUAUGGUGUACAUGGAGGUGUCCACCUAAUGGGUGGGUUUGUCUCAACACAGAUGGUUCGGUGUUUGAGAACCAUAGAAACGGGUGUAGUGGGAGUGCUUGUGGGGGUCUAGUUCGUGAUUCCUCGGGAUGUUACCUAGGUGGUUUCACUGUUAACUUAGGCAACACAUCGGUUACUUUAGCGGAGCUAUGGGGUGUUGUUCACGGUCUGAAGUUGGCGUGGGAUCUUGGUUGCAAGAAGGUGAAGGUGGACAUUGAUUCUGGUAAUGCUCUUGGUCUUGUUAGGCAUGGCCCUGUGGCUAACGACCCUGCUUUCGCGUUGGUUUCGGAGAUCAACGAGCUUGUUCGGAAAGAGUGGUUGGUAGAGUUCUCGCACGUGUUUAGAGAAUCUAACCGUGCGGCUGAUAAGUUAGCUCACUUGGGACACUCGCACUCUCUGGAAUCGGGUGCGAAGCGAUUCUCGGACCCACCCUCUGCCCUUGUUGCUAUUCUUCAAGAUGACUUGGCAGGGCUUGCCAAGCAACGUGGUGUUAAUUAAGUGUAAGAGACUGUUGACCAAGCAAUGUAAAUUAGUUAGAGCUUGCAUUCUCGAUCAUCAAAGUAUUUUGACUUUGACUGAGUGUGUACAUAAAGUUUAUCUGAUCUAGAUUAUGAUUUAUAAUCCAAUGCUUUCUUUUUAAUCAUCCCAA
Molecule: messenger RNA, 2816 nt
Organism: Glycine soja
Lineage: Eukaryota; Viridiplantae; Streptophyta; Magnoliopsida; Fabales; Fabaceae
Product: heat shock 70 kDa protein-like
Exons: 1
Coding region: 284-2665 (793 amino acids)
Biological process (GO): protein refolding; cellular response to unfolded protein
Cellular component (GO): cytoplasm
Molecular function (GO): ATP binding; heat shock protein binding; misfolded protein binding
Source: RefSeq, a predicted model, not a curated record